AGCAGCGUCCAGGUGGUUGUGGUCCACUCCGAAGCUCGUAUUCCUAAAUGUAUCGGCGCCUCAAUUCGCCUGUCUGAAAAGCAUCUCGAACAAGCUGCAGAUUUUUUCAUGGGCUGUCUUGUGAUGCUAGUGAUUGUUGUACCCGACUUCUGCACCUUGAACGGGAAAAGCACCAGUUAAUCUUAUCUGCGGCAAUGGAAACUAGUCGAAAUGGGAGUCCGAUACGUUUAAAAAUAUGGACCCUUAACAUUCAUUCCCUAACACGCCGGUAAAACUGUGCACAGCUUCCUCGUGUUCAUCUUCUUAGUGCCAUCCUCAUGUAGAGACUGACGUGUGUUGUGCUUUACGAUGCAAGUGAAUGUUAUAAAGCGGUGAUUGCGAUAUUCCCAAACAAGCCUGUAACACUGUGUACAACUUCCCCGUGAUCAUCUCAGUGUAAAGGCUCACGUGUGUUGUGCUUUACGAUGCAAAUGAUUGUUACCCACCGGUGAUUUCGAUGCUACUGGACGACAGAAUGACAGCCAUAUAGCGAGGAGGAAAUUAAUGUCAAGAUGAAGCAACCUAUAAUUCCUCUGAGCCAUUCCUAGACGAGCGAUUCUGAGCCAAGCGAAGAGGACUGACGAGGGAAAUUACUACUACUACUACCUCUCCACAUAAAAAAACGUGACAUCAACAGACGCAGCUCAUAAGACACACGCAGUCUCUAUCCAUUCAAGAAUAUCAACAAUAAACACGGAAAUAAGCAGACGAGUAUUAUCAAGCAAGAAACACGUAUUGCAGAGAUGCGGAGACCGUCCACGCAAGCGGCUUUGUUGAUGUCCAUUCUCAUUACGUUCGUCCUGCUAGUGUGGACACCCUUUGUUAAGCCCGUCAACAUCGACCCCGAGAGUGUCCCAGUGAGACUAUCAUUGCCCAUCCCUUCAUACCGGGCCCACAGACGAGAGGGAGUGAAUGAGGAAAGUGUCUUAGAAAUAGUACCUAAGGAUGCUCAGGAGGACCCGUAUGCUGGCCACCACUACGAGGCAAGCCAUGAGGGAGAUGGACUUAUGGGACACACGCACGCCUCCGUCCAGCCUGCUCCCAACGAAGAAGAAUCUCACGCUGCACGCGAUGAAGUCAUAGAUGAGGGAGAUAGACACACGCACGGGCCCAGCCAAGAUGAACCUCCUGUGGGCGUCGUCGCCAGUCAACCAGUCCAGUCAGCUCACACAAGUCAAGGAAUGUAUACUCUUUAUAGCCUUGACACAAGUAGCGAACAGCCCAAAUCGACAACGCCGUUCCUCUUUGACCCUGAGAGCCGCUGGGCUAAAGUACGCAAAGCCAUAACGCUGUGGAACAGGAACUUUACUUGGGGCAGCCACCCUCUCCCCGGCGCCUCGGAGUUCAAGGCUGCGCCGGGGUCACGCUGGGUCACGUUCUUCCAUGAUCAAGCGGUGGUGCCGAUGCUGCUCACGGACAACUCAACGAUACUAGGCUGUGUGGUGCAGGAGGUCAUAGAGGAGUGGGAGCAGGACAAGGCGCACGAGUACCUUGGGAGCAUCAUGCCUCUGCAGCCCGUGGACCUGCCCCUCAUGGUCCACCUGAUCUCCAUGUGUGGCAUAAUGCACACCCCACCGCCCGCCGCACCGCAGUCCCUUGAGCCUACCAACGUGUGGACCGAUGGGCUGUCGAUGCUGCAGGGGAUCCUUCCUGGGACGCUGUGGUGCGGCAGGAGCGACAAGGCCAAGGUGUUCGGCCAGCUGGGGCCACGAGCGGCUCUUGAUGCCUGCUGCCGCACCCACGAUCACUGCCCCGCCAAACUGCUGCCCAUGGACACCCGCUACGGCGUCACCAACCUCAGCCUCAAGACCAUGUCUCAUUGUUCGUGCGAGCUUGAGUUCUACAGAUGUUUGAAGGCCGUGCCCUCAGACCCUCUCGCCAUCACGGUCGGGCAAGUGUAUUUCAACUUCCUCAGGCUGGACUGCCUCACACCGGCUCCCACGUCAGCCCCCUCUAGCCGAAACAACAACCUGCCGGGGGGGGCCUACAGUGCUCCCCUGGAACACACUAGCAUCCCCCCCUCGAAACCAGCCACUCGCACUGUCCCAAAAUUCGUGUGCUACCGCCCGGAUUCGAAUAGGGGGUGUCGGAAGUGGGUACCUAAUCCGCAAGCCGGCCCCACCCUGUACCAGUUCACGCCCUCCAAACUGAAUUUUUGAUGCCCCCUGGUCAACGCGGUGAAAACGGACUUUUAUCGGAGCCGAACUGACGAACUGUUUGGUAUCCUUGUGUAUGGAGGCAUCAGAAGAUCUCUACCGUAAAACGAGGUAAUUUGGGACGAUUGAAUUCAUUAUGUAAGUGAUUAAUUAGAGGAUUCCAAAUAAUUAAAACUUUACUUUAGGACCUGUAUAGGGUAGAGUUAAAAAUUCCCUAAAAUUUUAUAAAAAGUAAAACUUAAAUAUUUAAAUGUCCUUCCACAUUCUGCCCUUUAAAUGUGGACCUUUAAACCCACCCUCUGCACGAAGGAAACACUAGUUCUUCUACACGAUUAUUCCUUUUAUUUUGAAAAGAUUUGGCAGCUUAGCUAGCCCUAUAUUCUGCAACCCAAACCAAUUAAAUGUUUAUUUUCACAUAAUUUGUUCGUUCAUUAUCACAAAAUUACCAAAAAAUUGUCCCAAAUUUCCCCGUUUUACGGUACUCACAGUAACUCCCACAGGAUCAUAUGCCUAUAGUUGAACUCUCUCUCUCUCUCUCUCUCUCUCUCUCUCUCUCUCUCUCUCUCUCUCCACCAGACUAAUAUAUGGUCAGAUGUGAUACUUAUUUUCAUUGUGUUUUGCAAGCGAUACAUGUUUUAACCUAUGUAUAUUACGUAUGUGUUAUAUUCUAUUUUUAUAUCUGAUUUAUGCUGCCUGUGUGUGAAACGUAAAUCACACGCACACACACACACACACACACACGCAACAAAAACAAUAAAGAUAAGAGAUAA
Eriocheir sinensis (Chinese mitten crab) is the source of this 2965-nucleotide messenger RNA. RefSeq lists its product as uncharacterized. NCBI's taxonomy places the organism in Eukaryota, Metazoa, Arthropoda, Malacostraca, Decapoda, Varunidae. The transcript has 6 exons. The record is from RefSeq and is a predicted model, not a curated record. Gene Ontology annotation, biological process: phospholipid metabolic process; arachidonate secretion. The coding region runs from base 783 to 2198 and encodes 471 amino acids.